Messenger RNA from Didymodactylos carnosus, 996 nucleotides. NCBI's taxonomy places the organism in Eukaryota, Metazoa, Rotifera, Eurotatoria, Philodinida, Philodinidae. The record is from the annotation of a GenBank genome assembly.
AUGAAUGAAUUCAAAGAACAAGAACUAAAUGACGAUGAUCGACAACAUCAAGACGAAUUUCACGAUCAUGUCAUCAAAGGUUUAACAUCAACACCAAAAUACAUGGACGGGAAAUAUAAUUUUGAUAUGAACGGUGACAAAAUUCUUCAACAAGCUGUGAAAGGUGAGCAGUACUAUGUAUACAGAUGCGAACUGGAAAUAGUUACUAAACAUUUAAAAGAAAUCUGCCAAGUAAUGAUUGCUGAUGGUAGCCCAUUUGAUUUAAUUGAUCUGGGUGCGGGUGAUGCUACUAAAUCGAUUCAUAUUCUCAAGUAUAUGUUUAGUGAACACCCAACUCCUGAUUUUACAUAUAUGCCUAUUGAUAUAUCAUCGAAUAUAAUAUCUCACCUUAAAACAUCAUUACCUUUAAUAUUACCAUCAUUAAAAAUGAUCGCUUUAAAUGGUGAAUAUUUUGAAAUGUUGGAAAAAGCUAUGGCUCUAUCUAGUGGUCGACGAAAAGUAUUAAUAUUCUUUGGUCAAUCUAUUGGUAAUAUGGCCAUGAACGAAGCUGUACUUUUUUGUCAAAAAUUACGAAGUUAUUUAUUACUGGGUGAUAUGUUACUCAUCGGAUUUGACCUUCAAAAGCAUCCAAAAACAAUACUUGAUGCUUACGAUGAUAGAAGUGGUAAUGCCGCAAGACUUACUUUGAACAUACUCCAACGAAUCAAUCGUGAAUUGAAUAGCAAUUUUGAUCUCUCAAAAUUUGAACAUUAUCCAACGUAUGAUCCAGAAACCGGUUGUCUUAAAAUCUAUUUGCUUAGUCUACUUGAUCAACAAGUCCAUAUUGGUUCCGAAUUAAUCCAAUUUCAUAAAUAUGAGUCUAUUCAUAUUGGAUUUUCACAAAAGUAUAAAAUUCAGCAAAUUCAUCAUUUGGCUUCAAUCGCAAAAUUUAAAACGGUUAAAGACUUCUUUGACAGCAAACAUUGGUUUGUUGAUAGUCUAUGGAUAUGUGAAUAG